This is a messenger RNA of Solenopsis invicta (red fire ant), 4920 nucleotides long. RefSeq names its product probable DNA mismatch repair protein Msh6 (gene Msh6). The coding region runs from base 136 to 3525 and encodes 1129 amino acids. Gene Ontology annotation, molecular function: ATP binding; mismatched DNA binding; ATP-dependent DNA damage sensor activity. Lineage: Eukaryota; Metazoa; Arthropoda; Insecta; Hymenoptera; Formicidae. Gene Ontology annotation, biological process: mismatch repair. Gene Ontology annotation, cellular component: nucleus; MutSalpha complex. The record is from RefSeq and is a predicted model, not a curated record. The transcript is spliced from 20 exons.
AGUCUCGAUUUUGCCGGGCUUUUAACGCAUUCAUUGUAUGUGGUUACAUCGUUUCCACAUCGCCGCAUGGCUAUUCUUGGAUUCUUUUUGUCGUAACUUCUAAAUGAUAUCUUCUGAUAUUACUUUCGUUCGAUCAUGCCGAAGCCAAGUACGCCGAAAGUACAAAAUACAAUACUCAAUUAUUUUACUUCUCCGAAAAGUUUAAAAAAAUCGGAGACGCAGGCGAAGGAGCAUAGAGAAAAGUCACAGACUCCCAAAAGAGGACAAAAAAACAAAGGAUUCAGAAAUGGAAAAGAAAAUAAAAAUACUGAUGAUAAGAAAAGAUCAUAUAAGGAGAACAGUGAGGAGGAUGAAGAUGAGCCUAUAAGGCCUAAAAAACGGCGUCUUAUUAUUCCCGAUGUUGAGUCUGGUGAAGAUUCUGAAGAAGAAUUCAAGCCAGGUUCUGAGUCUGAGGAAUCUGAAUCAAGUUCUGAAGGAGAGACGGAACAUGAACCUUCGACAGAAGAGGAAUCACCAGUGCAAAAGAAAAAGACUUCCCAUUCUAAAUCCAAGUCAGGGCAAGCAAGUAAUUCUCGUAAUGCAAAAACAAACAAUAAAAAAGAUUCGAAACAAUCUAUGUCUGUGCAAAGUCAAACAGUAAGCAAUCGGCCCGCAGCUCCGCAAACUUGGCCUCAUUUAAAAUUAGAUUUCCUAAAACCAGAGAAGAUAAAAGACAUAAACAGACGAACGUUGAAUGAUCCAGAUUAUGAUCCCAAAACGCUCUACGUACCUACUGACUUUUUAAAUAAUCAGACUCCUGCAAUGAGGCAGUGGUGGGAGUUAAAAAGUAAACACUUUGACUGUGUAUUUUUCUUUAAAAUCGGCAAAUUCUAUGAAUUGUAUCACAUGGAUGCAGUUAUCGGUGUCAAUGAGCUCAGCCUCACGUACAUGCGAGGUGAAUUUGCUCAUUCCGGAUUUCCGGAAAUUGGAUAUGGUCGUUACUCGGCGAGUCUAAUAGAGAGAGGAUACAAAGUCGCGCGAAUUGAGCAAACUGAAAAUCCGGAAAUGAUGGCGACACGUUGCAGCAAAAUGUCCAGACCGACAAAAUUCGAUAAAGUCGUGAAGCGGGAAAUUUGUCAAGUCAGUACUAGAGGCACAAGAGUGUAUACUCCGUUAGACGUGGAAGCGUCUACACCAAACUCUAAUUAUCUGUUAUCCCUGGUCGAAAAAUGCGAUGUCGGUUCAACGGCCAGCUCCUACGGAGUUUGCUUUAUAGACACGACGAUAGGUGAAUUUUACCUUGGCCAAUUUGUCGACGAUCGUUGCAACUCGAGGCUAUUGACUUUGCUGGCUCAUCAUCCACCGGUUCAUAUAAUAUACGAACGCAAUAAUUUGUCGCAAAAAACUCAGCAGCUUAUAAACAGUACUCUACCAGCGGCGUUGAAAGAAUCGUUGCAACGCGAGACACAAUUUUGGUCUGCUACAACCGUACUAAAGAAACUUCACGAAGAAAGUUAUUUCAAAAAAGAGGAUGGUUCAAGCUUUGCAUGGCCUGAGGGUUUGAAACCUUAUUUAAAUGAAGGAGACAGUUUGGGUUUAACGCCGGCAGAUAAUAAAGAAUUAGCGGUACACGCGCUAGGAGGAUGCGUUUAUUUGCUGAAGGAAUUUCUACUUGAACAGCAAUUAUUAGCGCAAGCUUGUUUCAAUACUUAUACUCCCCCAGACUUUUCAGCCGCCAGUAGCCGCGCAGGUCUCAAUUACGCAAACACUAUGGUAAUAGACGCUGUUACAAUAAAAAAUCUGAGACUAUUCGGAGAAGGUUCGCUCAUUAGUGUAUUAGACCGUUGCUGUACUGCAUUUGGCAAAAGAUUGCUGCGCGAAUGGAUCUGCAGACCGUCUUGCCGCAAAACUGUUAUUAUAGAGCGCCAGCAAGCUGUGCAGGAAUUAGUGGAUCGAAUGGAUGUGACACAGUCGGCUCGCGCAAUUUUGUCAGCUCUGCCGGAUCUUGAAAGACUCUUAAGCAAGAUACACGCUCAGGGAAAUGCAGCUAAAAUGAAAAAUCAUCCCGAAGGUAGAGCCAUAAUGUUUGAAGGCCCGACCUAUUCGAAAAGAAUAAUUGUGGAUUUCACUACGACACUCGCCAAAUUCGAAGAAGUGUUGAAAUUUAUCGAACUGUUUGAUGAUUUCAAAAGUAAUCUGAUAACUCGCUAUACUCGGUAUGAACCGGACGGUGAGUUCCCACAAUUAAGAGAGACGUUAGACUAUUUCAAGACCGCAUUUGAUCACGAAGAUGCUAAGAAGCAAGGCUGCAUCGUUCCGAAGAAAGGAGUAGACGCUGAAUAUGAUUCAGUUCUCCUCGAGCUCGCAGAGAUCAAGAAAGAUCUAGACGAAUACUUGGAAAAACAAAAACAGCAUUUCGGCGUAAAAGUAACAUUCCAUGGAACAGAUAGAAAACGUUAUCAAAUCGAAAUUCCCGAGUCGCAAGUUAAGAAAGUUGGUCCCGGAUACGAAUUACAGUCACAAAGGAAAGGUUUUAAACGUUAUUAUACUGCCGAGGCAAAGGAACUUUUGGCAAGACAAAUGAAUGCCGAAGAGCAUAAGGACAAAGUCCUGAAAGAUCUUAAUAGGCGAAUAUUCGCACAGUUCAGUGAAAAGUAUGAUAUGUGGCAUACAGCUGUUUACAAAUUGGCCACUAUGGAUGUGCUCAUCUCUUUCGCGGAUUACGUGCAAAUCGGCGAUAUGUGUAUUCCGGAAAUUCACGACGGAUCGGAUGGCAAGAUAUUCAUUAAGAUAAAAGAUGGGAAACAUCCCUGCAUCGCAUCUGAUAAUUUUAUACCGAACGAUACUUCAUUGGCAACUGAUAGCGCUGCCUCUUUCAUGAUUUUGACGGGACCGAACAUGGGAGGUAAAUCGACCCUUAUGCGUCAAGUAGGUCUGAUCACAAUCAUGGCGCAAAUAGGCAGCUACGUUCCAGCCAGUUCGUGCUGCAUGACGCUAGUGGACCGUAUUUUCACGCGAUUGGGCGCGAAUGACGAUAUUCUGGCCGGUCAAAGCACGUUCUUGGUAGAACUAAGUGAAACUGCUACGAUACUACAACACGCUACGCCUUAUUCACUAGUUCUUCUCGACGAGUUGGGACGCGGCACAUCAACCUAUGACGGUACAGCUAUAGCAGCUUCGGUCGUCGAUGCAUUGACCAAGCUAAACUGUCGUACAUUAUUUUCGACGCAUUACCAUUCUUUAGUUGAAGAUUACAAAACCAAUGAAGAAGUCACAUUAGCUCACAUGGCAUGCAUGGUGGAAACGGAGGAGGAAGAAGAAGUGUCACAAGAGACCGUGACAUUUUUGUACAAGCUCAGCGAAGGGGCAUGCCCGAAAUCCUACGGAUUCAAUGCCGCUCGAUUGGCAGGCGUACCAUCUAUAAUCACUAAGAGAGCGCAUGAGAUAGCCAGCAAGAUGGAGCAGGAAACUAAUCACAAGCACAUAUUUAGCGCUUUUUGUAAGGCCAACGGUGCUGAAAUGAGAAAUCUCAUUGCUAUCAUUUAAGGUAUUAAAUAUUGAAUAUUCUUACAAAUAUUUUUUAAGAGGUUACUUGGAAAAAAUAAUCACUUUGCAGUUAGAUUUGUGACUUGUACAGAAUUUUCUUAAGCAAUGAAUUAUCUAAGUGUCUAACUUAUAUAGCGUAUAAAAACAGACAUUGCAUACUUGCGUCGUACAUUUUCAUACAAGUAUCGAGCUGCGCUCUAAAUAAUCACAUUUUUAAUCUAUAAAAUAACAGUGCACACACUAUGCAGGAAUUUAAUAUAUUUAAUUAAGUUCUUCAUCCGUCGUCAUGUAAAAAUAUAGCUGUAUAAUUAUUUCUGUUUCUACGAAGUUGAUUGUUUGAAAUUAUUCAGUAAUUGUAUGUAUUACACAGUGAUAAUUUUUAUUUAGUACGUACCUUUUUUUCGAUUGCAUUAUGUGUUUUUAUCUAUUUUUCAAUAAAAGCUGCCACGAUGUAUAUUGUGAUCAAUUUAAAAUCUUCGAAUGAAUCCCUUCAUGACACUACUUUGGGAAGGAACGAGGCGAGGCGUCUUGCUUACAAAAUUUUUAUUAAUCAUUGCCAGAGUAUAAAAAGACUACUUAUGACGAAUAUGAAUGCAUUGUGUUACAAACAAUAUUUAAAACUCACACCAAACGACCGCGUAAGAAUCCUUGCGUGGAGAAAGGAGAAACGAUAAUACAUGUGCACGGCUCUCUACUACGAAAUAAAUACAUUCAAUUACGCGUUGCUAUCGUAAGUGAUCGAAGAGAAGCAGGGCGAUAAACGCGGACGGGCGCACGACAAACGAGAAACGAACCGUUCGUCGCUCGACUUGUCGCGCACGAGCUCGGUUCUACCCGUUAAGAAAAGAAGACGAGUAUACAAUACCGAUAAAUAGAUAAAUAAUAAUAGUUUUGGCGAAUAAAUUGAGAGUGUCGUGCGACAACGACGAUCCUCCGUUUUUUUUAUACUUCGAGAGACUUAUGACGGUGACACGACGAACCUUUGAACGUGUUAACGUUAUCAGCGUUGCAUUCUCUUCAUCAGCUCCACUGGUCAAGAAAUAAUCGUGGAUAAUCUCUCGUGAGCAAAAAAACGGAGUUUUCGGUCCUCUCUUUUAUCGUUCGCGCAACGAUAAAUUAUGCGAUUGAGAAGGCACGGAGAGAUUAAGAAAGCACUUGAAACUUGGUUUUAAUGGGUUAUAUAUGGUACACUUUUAUUUUCUCGAAAUAACACAUGCCACUUCUAAUGUACAGCUCCGAGGUCUCCAUCUCACAAUUUCAUUGUCAAACGCGCUGCUGCUACUUUUCAGUCCAUUCCUCUCACGUUCAGUCAUUCGCGACUUGAAUGCUUCAUCCCUAUUUUUUUUUUUUUAACAUUUUUUACCAUGAAUCCACGGUUACUCCAUUCAAAGUGUU